UUGUGAUCUGUCGUGCUAGUGACACAAAACACAAUGUAUUUUGUGUGUGUUAGUAAAAAAGCACGUUCCUAAUAGUGCCAAACCUGGCUGGGACCAAAACUAAGAAGAAGGAGAACUAGUGUAGUGUAUUUGUAUUUGUUUUUAGUUUUUAUUUGCGGUUUUUCAUAAUAGUUUACAGAAAUGUGUCACAUUCUCAAUGCUUGAGAGAACAUAUUAUUGAAGUUGAUUUUUGAAGUUUAUAACAUUAGUAGAAAUGCCUCUCACAUUCAUCGCUUACUAAAGUUAUACAUUAUACUGAAAAAAAAGCAGUAAUAAAGCCUUUCAUGUUUUGGGUGUGAAUCCCAGGACUCAAGAUGUCAUCUUAUUUACGAGGCUCUACCAACUUUGUUUGGUCCACUACUAGUAUUCUGGGAAAAGGGGCUACUGCAACGGUGCACCAAGGAGUUAAUAAAGUGAAUGGAGAACCUGUUGCUGUAAAAACAUUUAACCAUAUAAGUACACUUAGACCUCAAGAAAUUCAACUUCGAGAGUUUGAGGUUUUGCAGAAGGUCAAACAUGAAAAUAUUGUUAAACUUCUUGCUAUCGAGGAAGAACAAGAGAAUAGAGGAAAAGUUAUUGUUAUGGAGCUGUGCACAGGUGGAAGUUUGUUCAACAUACUGGAUGAUCCCGAAAAUACCUAUGGGUUAGAUGAAUCAGAAUUCCUUCUGGUUUUGGAACAUCUGUAUGCUGGAAUGAAGCACCUUAGGGAUAACAAUUUGAUUCACAGAGACCUUAAACCAGGAAAUAUCAUGAAAUUCAUUCGAGAAGAUCGCACAACAGUCUACAAACUUACCGAUUUUGGGGCUGCUAGAGAACUUCAAGAAGGUCAGUAUUUUCAAUCUCUGUAUGGUACAGAAGAAUAUCUCCACCCUGAUAUGUACGAGAGAGCUGUUUUAAGGAAAAACGCAAAUAAAACAUUUGGAGCAACAAUUGAUCUAUGGUCUAUUGGUGUAACUUUGUAUCAUGUUGCAACAGGAAACUUACCAUUUCGUCCGUAUGGUGGACGCAGGAAUAAGGAAACCAUGCAUCACAUCACAACUAAAAAGGAAAGUGGUGUGAUAUCUGGUAUUCAGACCAAAGAAAAUGGCCCAAUUGAAUGGAAGCGAGAGCUUCCAAUGAAUUGUCAACUAAGUUUUGGUUUGAAAAAAAUUAUCACUCCUUUAUUGGCUGGUCUGUUAGAAGCGGAUCACAGAAAGAUUUGGAGUUUUGAGAGAUUUUUCAAAGAAGUAGAAGUUGUUUUGUCUCGGAAAGUGGUCAAUAUUUUUCAUGUGACCAAAGCUCAGUUGAUAAAAGUAUACAUUAUGCCUGAUGAAACAUACCAGCAGUUUCAAAAUUAUAUAGCAGAACAAACAGAAAUUCAAGACUCUAGCCAAAUUUUGAUAUAUCAGAACAGUCUCUUUAGGAGUCUUAUAGACGAGUAUACCCUAGCAACUGGUUAUCCUACCACUACUAAAGAGGACCCCCUUUUUUUAUUUGACAGAGAAAAUAAUAACAUAACCAUCAUUCCAGAUCAGGAGUUGCCAAAGUUCAAUGAUUUUUCAAGUGUAGUUUCUGUGGAAAAUGAUGCAGUCCAAGCAAAGUUUGCUUGUAGUAUAGGACAUCAGUGCAAAAGACAAAUUGAGAAGUAUUCCUUGUUCAGCAAACUGAUACGUGAUACAGUAGAAAAUUUCAGUAAAUAUAUAAAUGCAGAACUGAAACAAUUGCACCAAAAUACACAACACCUUCUCGACAAAACAAUGAUAUUCAAUAGUACUGCCCAAAUGUUGGAACUGUCCCAGCAACUAACUAAUUAUGACCUAAAAAACAAUUAUGUGGAUAAGCUCAACAAGAUUAGCAAAGAAUUUAUGUGUGUAAUAGAAGGUGGAGUAAGUACUUUAUAUAAGGUUCACUGCGUAGAAAAUACAUUAAAAUUACAAUGGGAUAGUAUGAGUAGAGAUCUGAAGUGCCCAUAUAAAACAUUAGCACCUGCUAGAGCAAAAACUCAGGUAGAAAAUUUGAGAGAUUCUUGGCAACACUUAGUUAGAGAUCGAGCAACUCGUACCUUAUCUUAUAAUGAUGAACAAUUUCAUAUAUUAGAACGAAUAAAAAUUACCGAAACUAUUGGUAGGAUUAAAGCUUUAUUUGAAAAAGAAGUGUUUCCCCAGUACGAACAAUUAGCUGAAAAUUUUGGCGAUUGGUACAAAAUGGCACAAAAUGCCCAUUUAAAAACAGAAAUAUAUAUUGGUGACAUUAACAAAUUUGGCAACAACCUGCAGAAAUUUGAAGAAGAACUUAUGAUCGAUAAUGCAGAAUAUACUGAAUAUAUUAAAAAUCAUCAAGUUAAAAAAAAUAUUGUCCCUAGAAAGAGUCGAAAUACACAAGCUCAAAAGUUUAAAAUGUAUUUGAAUGAAUGUCGUAAGGUGAGUGAGGAUCUCCGAGAUAAAAUUAAUGAGAAUACCAGGCUUACUAAUGAAUUGAAUGAGUCCACCAAGAAAUUGGAAAAUCAAUAUAACAAUAAGGAUAAGGAAAUCUUAUUUGGAUGACUUUUUGUUGAUAUGAUUUAUUUAAUAUAUUCCAUGGCAAGUUCAGUUUUACAAAAAAGAAACAAAUUUUUUUGACUGUUUGGAAACUGAUCAAGACUCUUGGUGUCUAUUUCAUUCCAGAACUUGUGAAGGUGGAGACUUAUUUUAUAAAGAAUAUUGAAUAGUUGAUAGUAGUUGUAUAUAUGUAAUUAAUAUAUUCAAAUAAGUGAUUUCUUAUUGAGUAAAAAAAAGUAAUUGAUUCUUGUAUCAAUUAUGGAAACCUCCUCCUGUGAUAUAUUAUUUCAAGUAUAUCAAUUCGAUCAACACUUUCUUAUAAGUAAAUAGUUGAUAUUUAAAAAAAUAUCUAUAACGUAACAUUACAAUUACAGAACUGUAUAGUGCGUUCUAAAUUAUUAUUAUAAGUUAAACAUAAAUUAAAGGGGUAUGUUUUUAGGAGAGAUUAAUUUUUGGGAAAGAGAGGUUUUGGCUUUCUACUGCUUCUUUAUACAAAAAAGUGGUAAUCUCCCAAAGAAAGGAAGAAAGCAAUUAAUUUCAAAAUAAACUCUAUACAAAAAUGAAGAUGGAGAAGUAGGAAGCCAAAACCUUUCUGUCCCAAUAGCUAAACAUAUAUUAGUGAAUAUCUCAUAAUGAAGUGUUUCUUGAAAACAUAUAUUUGAUUUUGUUUUAUUAUUUUUUUUGAGGGCUUCUAACCAUCUACAAAACAAAUACACUGAGAAAUAUACAAUCCCCAUAAGUAUCAUCAAAGGCAAACCGAAAAAUUCACCCCAUUUAUAAAGUUAAUAGAUGAAAUAAUAAAAAAAAAGUCUGGUCGGUAGCUCCCUUAAGUUACAAAUAAAAUUAAUUAAAAAUUAUUUUAUUUAGUUCUAUUAUAUAAAAGAGGGAGAUAAUUGCAAUACCUGACAAAAGAAUAUAUGCAGAUGCUUUGUUUUUUGACGUUUUCCUAUAGUUUUUUGGUGAUGACUUUUGUUUGCUUCUACUCAAUUCUAUGAUAGAUAUCCAUGUUCUUGUUAUGUCUUUUCUUCAAAUAUUCAUGAUGUUGGCUCAGUUAUACAUUUUUAGGGGUCUUGUUAUUUGACCAAUAUAUAUAUUUUGCCAUAUUGAUUUGAAUUCAUUCUUUUAAUGUGCAAGGUUAAGAAACCAAAAAAAAUCAACAUUGACGCCUCUAUAAAACAUGUCAGUCAAAAUAUAUUCACUUAUUUUUGAAUAUGGCUAACAACUAUUUUCUACCGACUGGUGGACAUUGGAACUUUUCAAAUAUGUAAAGAUUCAGUACUUAAAAUAAAAAUAAAGAAUAGUUUAUAAACUAUAGGCUCACAUAAAAAAUGAAAUGUAAGGUAAAUAUAAAAACUGAAAUAGAUGAGAUUGGAUUCUAAUUUUGAUUCCAAAAGUAUAUAAAAAAAGUAUUUGUUUGAUAAUUCUGGAAACAAAAAUUGGAAACAACAUCAUGGGUUAGCACAUUUAAAAUUCAUUUCUACAAUUUUAUUUUUCCAGCUUCAUGGAUGAUUUUCUACUUAUUAAUUGAUUCAUUACUUCUGUAUAUCAAUGUUUUGUGAAGGCAGUGUUAGAAGGCUUACCAUUUAGAUUUUUAUAUGUAAUAUAAUAAAAUGUUUACAUAUGUUGUA
Leptinotarsa decemlineata (Colorado potato beetle) is the source of this 4183-nucleotide messenger RNA. RefSeq names its product serine/threonine-protein kinase TBK1. Gene Ontology annotation, biological process: peptidyl-serine phosphorylation. Gene Ontology annotation, molecular function: ATP binding; protein serine/threonine kinase activity. Gene Ontology annotation, cellular component: cytoplasm. Lineage: Eukaryota; Metazoa; Arthropoda; Insecta; Coleoptera; Chrysomelidae. The record is from RefSeq and is a predicted model, not a curated record.